Messenger RNA from Vitis vinifera (wine grape), 486 nucleotides. RefSeq lists its product as uncharacterized. The transcript is spliced from 2 exons. NCBI's taxonomy places the organism in Eukaryota, Viridiplantae, Streptophyta, Magnoliopsida, Vitales, Vitaceae. The record is from RefSeq and is a predicted model, not a curated record. Bases 1 to 486 code for a protein of 161 amino acids.
AUGGCAGAUGUUACUCAUUAUCGAAGUGUAGUAAGGGCACUUCAGUAUGUUACCUUGACAAGACCUGAUAUUGCCUUUGUUGUCGAUAAGGCAUGCCAAUUUAUGCAACAACCAACCAUAGCUCACUGGCUCUCAAUUAAACGAAUACUUCGGUAUCUAAGAGGAACAAUGCAAGAUGGGCUCCUGUUAAGUCCUUCAAGUAACUUGACAAUAAAGGAAUUCACAAAUGCAGAUUGGGGUGCUCACCUUGAUGAUAGGCGCAACUCAAGUGGAUAUCUCAUUUAUCUAGGAGGUAACUUAGUCUCUUGGUCCUCUACCAAACAAAAAGUAGUGUCUCGCAGCAGUGCAAAGUCUGAGUAUCGUGGCCUUGUUUUCGAUACCGCUGAGAUUCUACGUGGAUCAUUAGGACGCAAGGCCUCAACAUUGGUGCCGUCUCGUGGGAAGUUUGCUGAUUCAAUCACCGGCAAAGAUGGCCAAACCUUUUAG